UAAUGAUGUUUAUUCAUAGCCAAAAAAAAAAAACCAAAAGUAACGGUCGAAAAUCCCGCCUAAGAAUGAGCACGGAGGUUGAUGGGUCAUCAUCAAGUUCAAUUUUUUCACCAUUCUUUAUCAAGACUACUACUGUCUUCCUCGUCAAGGCUCUUCUUCUCAACUCUGACACCACCAGACCAAGCAAAACCCACCAACAGUUUCAAAACCUUUUCUCGGAUUUUCCAACAAUGCUCCUAUGGAAGAGCUCUCAAUCCGGGAAAACAAGCCCAUUGUCGGAUGAUCGUAUCGGGGUUCGAGCCCACGGUGUUUGUUAUGAAUUGUUUGAUUCAGAUGUACGUGAAAUGCAGCAACUUGGAGUAUGCAAGUAAGACGUUCGACGAAAUGCCUGAGAGAGACUCGGUUUCUUGGAAUACCAUGAUUUCCGGGUAUUCUGUGCGUGGCAAGAUGGAGAUCGCGCAGUCGUUGUUCGAUGCAAUGCCAAGGAGGGAUGUGGUCUCUUGGAAUUCCUUGAUUUCGGGGUAUUUGCAGAAUGGUGACUAUCAGAAUUCUAUUGGUGUUUGUUUGCAGAUGAGCAGUUUUGGCGUGGGGCUUGACCCUACUUCGUUAGCUCUCAUUUUGAAAGCAUGUUCCGCGAUGGAAUAUUUGGAUUUUGGGAUUCAAUUUCACGGUAUUGCGUUCAAAACGGGUUAUGUUGUUGAUGUUGUGACAGGAAGUGCUUUGUUAGAUAUGUAUGCGAAGUGUAAGAAACUAAAGUUUUCUUUUCAGGUUUUUGAUGAAUUGCCCAAAAAGAAUUGGGUUUCUUGGAGCGCUAUGAUUGCAGGUUGCAUUCAGAAUGACCAAUUUGUUAACGGUUUAGAGAUGUUCAGGAGGAUGCAGAUUGAAGGAAUUGGAGUGAGCCAGUCUACCUAUGCUAGUGUUUUCAGGUCCUGUGCUGGAUUAUCUGCCUAUAAGUUUGGGACUCAGUUGCAUGGACAUGCCAUAAAGUCGCAUUUUGAUUCUGAUGUCUUGGUAGGAACCGCCACUUUGGAUAUGUAUGCAAAAUGUGGCAAUAUGUUUGAUGCUAGGAAACUAUUCAACUCAAUGCCAAACCAUAAUUUGCAAUCUUUUAAUGCCAUAAUCGUGGGCUAUGCUCGAAGUCAGCAGGGGAAGGAAGCUUUAUACUUGUUUCUGCUGUUGCGAAAGUCUGGACUUGGUUUUGAUGAAGUAUCUCUAUCUGGUGCGCUUGGUGCUUGUGCGGUGAUUAAAGGGCAUUUUGAGGGACUUCAACUACAUGGCUUCGCCGUUAAGAGUCGUUUGGCGUCCAAUAUAUGCGUUGCAAAUGCCGUUCUGGACAUGUACGGAAAAUGUGGUUGUCUAUUUGAAGCAUCUUGUGUAUUUGAUGAGAUGGUAAGGAGAGAUGCCGUAUCUUGGAACGCAAUUAUUGCAGCCAAUGAACAGAAUAAUAAUGGGGAGGAAACGCUUCAGGUUUUUGUUUCCAUGCUCCGUUUAAGGAUGGAACCAGAUCAGUUCACAUACGGUAGUGUUUUAAAAGCUUGUGCCGCUCAUCAAGCUCUGAGUCAUGGGAUGGAGAUCCAUGGUAGAGUUAUUAAAUCGGGGAUGGGCUUGGAUUUGUUUGUUGGAGGUGCACUUGUUGACAUGUAUUGUAAGUGUGCAAUGAUCGAAGAGGCAGAAAAGAUCCAUAAUAGAACUGAUGAACAAACGAUGGUUUCGUGGAACGCAAUCAUCUCUGGAUUCUCACAGCAAAAACAAAAUGAGGAUGCACAGAGGUUCUUCUCUCAGAUGUUGGAAAUGGGUGUCAAGCCUGAUAGCUUCACUUAUGCAGCAGUUCUUGAUACCUGCGCUAAUUUGGCCACUGUUGGACUUGGGAUGCAAAUACACUCUCAAAUAAUCAAGCAAGAAUUGCUCUCGGAUGCGUACAUAUCCAGCACGCUUGUUGACAUGUACUCAAAGUGCGGAAACAUGCAAGAUUCUCGACUGAUGUUUGAGAAAUCACGAAAGCGGGAUUCGGUGACUUGGAACACCAUGAUAUGUGGUUACGCCCACCAUGGCCUAGGAGAAGACGCCAUUAAAGUCUUCGAGGAUAUGCAACUUGAGAAUGUGAAACCAAACCAUGCAACUUUCGUAUCAGUCCUCCGUGCUUGUGCGCAUAUCGGGAAUGCUGAAAAGGGAUUGCAUUACUUCCACUUAAUGCAAAGUGACUAUAACUUAGCUCCCAAAUUGGAGCACUACUCUUGCAUGGUGGAUAUUGUAGGGAGGUCAGGACAACUUAAUGAGGCUUUGAGGCUUAUUCAAGAGAUGCCCUUUGAAGCCGACGCUGUUAUAUGGCGAACUAUGCUUAGCAUUUGUAAGCUACAUGGGGACGUAGAAGUUGCGGAAAAAGCAGCUAGAAAUCUUUUGCAAUUAGACCCUCAAGAUUCUGCUGCUUAUGUUCUUCUAUCAAAUAUUUAUGCUGAUUCUGGAAUGUGGGGUGAGAUGUCAAACAUGAGAAGAGCAAUGAAGUCUCACAAAUUGAAGAAGGAGCCGGGUUGUAGCUGGAUUGAGGUUAAAGAUGAGGUACAUGCAUUUCUUGUUGGGGACAAAGCUCAUCCAAGGUGCAUAGAGAUAUAUGAGAAACUCCAUUUGCUAGUUGGUGAAAUGAAAUGGGCUGGGUAUUCGCUAUAUGCUCAUUUUGAUGAGGAUGUAGAAGUGGAAGAGCAGGAAGAAGAGCUCAGAACUUAAAUGUGCAAUUCUUAGUUUUGUUUGUAACCAUUUUGAUUGGUUAAAUUCCAAGUUAGUUGAGAACAAAAUACUGGAAGAGUUGCUAAAAAAAUAUACGCAUUCCCAAGAGAUUGCAAAUUUUUUAUGUUUUUUG
Molecule: messenger RNA, 2854 nt
Organism: Morus notabilis
Lineage: Eukaryota; Viridiplantae; Streptophyta; Magnoliopsida; Rosales; Moraceae
Product: pentatricopeptide repeat-containing protein At3g02330, mitochondrial
Exons: 1
Coding region: 82-2721 (879 amino acids)
Biological process (GO): RNA modification
Molecular function (GO): protein binding; RNA binding
Source: RefSeq, a predicted model, not a curated record